AUGACCAGCGGCCACUGUAACAAUCUGGACACAAAGGCGUCCUUAGUGCAUCUAGAACUCUUCCUCUUUCCGAAUCUUUGCCUCUCUCGGGAGGCCGAGCUCUCGCUAGUACUUAAACCACUUCCAGUAUCCGAACCGGCAGUCGGUUGUUUCGUGGCUUCGGUGCAGGAUCUCCUGGAAAACCUUCGCCUUCGUCUUUUUGUUGAUUUAACUGUCCUACCCACAAUUGAACCACUGUGCACUGCCAACUCCUAUCCUGUGACCCACCGGCAAUUUCUUGUACAAGAGAGUGCCACCGAAACGGUCACCGGUCAGACUGCUAACUGGGCAUGCCUCCGCUACAGACUAGGUCAGCAGUUGUUCUCUGCCCAGCCAACGGGCAGUAACUCCAUUCAAGCUGACGUGGAGAUGGUCUGUGUUCGAAGACUGGGAGUGCAGAUACCGUAUGAACGUGACUGUACCUUCCUCCUCGGAGGUAUCACAAUAGUGGACACGGAUGCCAACUGGCUCUAA
Messenger RNA from Dibothriocephalus latus, 513 nucleotides. Lineage: Eukaryota; Metazoa; Platyhelminthes; Cestoda; Diphyllobothriidea; Diphyllobothriidae. The record is from the annotation of a GenBank genome assembly.